GCUGAUAAGAUGAAACAAUCUGCUGUUGGAAAAAAUGUGAAUUCUUCCCCUGUUCACGCCUCUGCUGCUCAUGCUAUGUAUGAUUCUUUUCCAGCUGGUGAAUAUAAUAUCCGGUCUUCUACCCGUGUUGACGUGAUGGCUGGUGUUGAAGAUGUAGUGAGUUUCUACAAUUCUAAUAACGUCGGCGGUGAUGGUAAUAAUGUGGCUGGUGUGCCUCCUAACCAAGAUAAUGUAAUGAAUGAAAACGAGAAGACUAUGCCACCUCCCGGGAAUCCUGCUGAUAAGGAUAAGGUCCCAUUGCCUGAGGUGUCUUCUUCCUUGCCAGACAGCAGCUUGCAGGUUACGUAGUAUAGUUAAGUUUUAUGUAUUAGAUAUCUAUAUUUUUACCUGCUAACGACUAAUACGUAAUUGCGAAUUAUUAGGGUGAUGACAUGGAGACAUCGUAUCCCAGAGAGUCGGAGGUAAGUUAGAUAGGAAAUUUCGUCCAGGGAGUACCUUUUUUAGAUUAUCGGUUUCAUAAAUUUCUUAUUCAUAUCUUAAUUGUUUCAGUCGGGGAGUGAGACUACUCGUGGAAGUCAGGAAGAGGUUGAUAAUAAUGAAGUUACCAGCUAAUAUCUUUAUCCGCUAUAUCUUUCUCAAACGAAUAUAUGUAUCAAGUUAUUGUAAUGUUGUUACAUUUUUGCUUGUUAGGCCCUCAGCCCCCUCCAUUCUGAUUUGCCACCUACUACAGAUGCUGAUGUUAGUUAAAUGUGUUUUAUAUUUUAUUCGUUUUAUAUAGUAGUUUAGCAGCUAAGUAUUAUAUGUGGCUAGCUAAUA
Messenger RNA from Arabidopsis lyrata subsp. lyrata, 816 nucleotides. RefSeq lists its product as uncharacterized. The transcript is spliced from 3 exons. The coding region runs from base 10 to 348 and encodes 112 amino acids. Lineage: Eukaryota; Viridiplantae; Streptophyta; Magnoliopsida; Brassicales; Brassicaceae. The record is from RefSeq and is a predicted model, not a curated record.